ACAAUAUAGAUCAUUAUGCAACUUUUCAAAGUGUUUAUGGAAUUGAAACGACUGAAGAACAUAGACUAACAUAUAUGCAAUCACAAGCAAAUGUAGAAUCUAUUCCAAAAUCUAUUUUGGUUGUAGGAAAAAUCCGUGAUUAUAUCUAUUGUGAAGAUUGUGGAAAACGUCGCUGUGUAUAUAGUGAUAAAUCCUUGACUUAUGAGGAACAAGAAGAUUAUCAACAAGCAUUAAAUUCAUAUUCAUAUUCUUGUGGUGCACCAAUCUUUCCUGACGAUCAUUAUUUAAAAGAGGUAGUGUUUGUGCAAAGAGAAGAUUUGGUAACUCCUCCUCAAUCUUUAAAAGAACGUUUUAAACAAAUUUAUCCUUUAUGUGAAGGAUGUCAAGAAAAUGGAAAAGAAUUUUAUACUAAAGGGGAGAUUAAAACCAAUAGACAUUCUAUCAAACGUCAUAAACAUAAAUAA
This is a messenger RNA of Funneliformis caledonium, 464 nucleotides long. NCBI's taxonomy places the organism in Eukaryota, Fungi, Glomeromycota, Glomeromycetes, Glomerales, Glomeraceae. The record is from the annotation of a GenBank genome assembly.